UGUAGUUUGAAUUUGGCGCGUCGACAGUAGCGGUCAAGCCGCGCGCGCGCUCCAAUGCCAGCUAAGAGCGAACGAAUUGAAAGUUUCGCUCGUGUUAUUUACUUUUUUGUUUGUUUUUGUGCGACGGACGGACUUGUUUUUUGUGUUAAGUUUUCAAAUUUUAAAUGUAGAAAUACUACAACAGUGUAAAGUUAAGCUAUACAGUUCAGUUAUCAAUACCUUCAUGUGCUAAAUAAUUGUGGGACGACGACGCCUACACGGAUGGUGAUAUAAAAUAAUAUGUGUGUACAACUGUAGUACUCGUAACAAUAAUAUUUAUGAUGGAGGGAGAAAGAAAAAUAAACUUGAGCGAAGGUGUCCCACUUAAUUCGGCAGGUGCAGCUAAUAUAUUUUUGAACACGGGUAAAAAUUCAAAAGUAAACGAUGGUACUGUCAUUCAUCUGAAAACAGAGAAACCGGCUGACGUUGGCGUGCAUAUAAAUACGACCUUCUCCAUCGCGUCUUCCAAGAAAAUAAAGCUAAUAUUCAUUUUGAACUUUUUGCUUAGUGUAAUAUGUAUGAUUAUAAGUUGUUCAAUAGCAUUUUAUUAUUGGAAUGAAAUGAUAUCCAUGAGAAGACAACUAGACACUUUAAGAGACCAGUUUCUUGUACAGAAUUUAAAAGAUGGUGUUCUUAACCAGGACAGAAUUGUACAGAGCCAUUUAAGAUCACACCAAAGAACUCCAGAAGUUAGGGAACCAAGAACGGGAAUAAAGGAUGAAAUACCUCCAAAUACAAGAAGGUAUUAUGUUGAGGAUCUUGGAGAUGAUAUGUUGCUUGUUGAUUCAAGCAAGAAAAGUCCUAGUCAUGGUGGAAAUUCAGUUUAUGAUUUAUCCAUCUUCCAAAAAGCACCUCUAGUCGUGCAAUUUAAUGGUGCCCUGAAGGAACUCAAUAUUGGAACCCAAUCGCUAAUAGGCCCGUGGUCGCGAGACAAGGAGGUUUCGACGAAGGGAAGCGAGACCAAAAUAGAGCUCAACGCCAACUAUUUCACUAUUAAGGAGAGCGGACUUUAUUUAGUCUACGCUCAAGUGGUGUACCUAACGCACGCGUCGAACUGCUACUUCGUGUGGGCUCGGCAGCCGGCCAGUGAGCCGCGCCUGCUGAGCACGUGCGCGACCGGCGACGACACGAGCGCGCGACCGCUCGACAGGUCGCAGAUCUCGUGCUCCGUGCAGGCCGUGGCGCGACUGUUCGCGGGCGACACCGUGAAUAUCGCGCAGCGGGAGCAGAACCGGACCAUCUGGCUGCGCCCGGGCUACACCUAUAUUGGUUUUGUUAAACUCAGCUCUUAGUUUUUAUCUUACCCAAUUGGUUUCGUUAAACUCAGCUCUAAGUUUUUAUCUUAACUAAUUGGUUUUGUUAAACUCGGGUCUUAGCUUUUAUCUUAACCAAUUGGUUUUGUUAAACUCAGCCCUUAGUUUUUAUGUUACCCAAUUGGAUUCGUUAAAGUCAGCUCUUAGUUUUUAUCUUACCCAAUUGGUUUCGUUAAACUUAGCUCUAAAUUUUUAUCUUACCCAAUUGGUUUUGUUAAACUCAGUUCUUAGUUUUUAUGUUACCCAAUUGGUUUCGUUAAACGCAGUUCUUAGUUUUUAUCGUACCCAAUUGGUUUUGUUAAACUGAGCUCUUAUUGUCUGACAACUUCAUGCGCGACCGUCCCCACGGGAUGACAGAGGGUAGCGGGGACGGGGUACUAAGAAGGUAGCGGGAUACGGCAGUCUCAUGUGUUGCCCGACACUACUCGCUAGUCUAAAGUCCUUGUGUGUUCCAUGGGACACUUUUCAAUCCGUGGGGUAACUGCCAUUAUAUAUAUUAAGAGCGCAUAUUGCAAUAGGCACCCCACUGCAAAUGCGCUCACAGCGGUCCCAAUUGUGUGCGGAACUUGGGGUCAUUGACCGAAAUUAUUUUUGCAUCGCUACUGUAGUUUAGCAACGAUUGGUGCUUACGAAUACGCGUGCCAUAUGUAAAUAGCUGGCAAUUACUGUAGGACUAACUUAAUAGAAUUGAGUUUCUUUUCAUAUCAUACUUGUACAAAAAGCGAGCUACGGCAGUCUCGUGUGUUGCCCUUCCCCGCAACACCACCCGCUACCCGCUGACUUCUUAGUACCCCGCCCCCGCUGUCCUCUGUCACCCCGUGGGACGGUCGCGCACGAAGUUGACGGACUAUAGUUAUUGUUAUCUUACCCACGUGUUGGUAUUGCGGUCUUCUAAUACUACAUAUCAACCUUGGAAACGAUUUUUCCGCUUCGAGCCUUCGAAGUCUAAGACGAGUGGUCGACAUUAACUGUCACACAACAUUUAUUACGAUUAUUUUCUUUAGACCCAAAUAAAGUACUUAUUAUGGGUCGUACGUACGUAUUAUUGCGUUCAAACGAUCAAACAAUUGUGAAAAGUUUGCCGCGUAUGUCGUGACUAUAAAAACCAUAGAAAUCUAAAUAAGAAGGUACUUAAUAAAAAUAUUUAAAAUCCCACUGAUCAGUUGAAAACAAUAUCAACUUUUUUUACGUAUUAUUAAAAUCUGGCAAAUAAGGCAUUGUUUUUGGAACAGCUAGUAUAGUCUACAAUUGGUAACUAAAACAGCUGUAUUGAAUUUAUGAUGUACCCUCAAAAUAUAAGAUGGUUGCAUUAAUUUCUUAUUCCUAUACAGAAAAAUUCGCCGAUUUUAAUUGAACAAAAGACGUGAAAUGUUAGUUGAAUGAUGGAUAAUUUAUUUUGACAGACCUUAGCGAAAACUAAAUCUCCUGGUACAUAUAUUGCAUAUGUCUAGAAUUUUCUUAUAAAGGAGAAUAUAAUAACUUUGAAGGGUUCAGAUAUAGAAGUGAUAAAGAUUUAUUAUACAUAAGUUAAAAAGAAAUAUUAUUUCCGAAAAUAUUGAGAUACUAGAAGUCCACAGAAAUUAAUAAACAUUAUGCACCGUUUACGUAUAUUUAUAAUAAUUAAAAUAGUGUUAUUUUGUGUAAUAAGUAUAAAGACUUAAUAUGUCUUCCAAAGUCCUUGUGUCUUCCAUGGGACAGUUAACAAUAUGUGGGGUAACUGCCAUUAUAUAUUUAAUAAUAUUCCGGUCGCGGAGCAAAGAUAAUUUCGUUCAUUCACCCCAGUGUAUAUUGAAAUAUGCGCUCAAACCGGUCCCUACUGUGGGCGGUAUUUGGGGUCAUUGACCGAAAUUAUCUUUACGCCGCGACUGUAGUUUAGCAACGAUUGGUGCUUACGAAUACGCGUGCCAUAUGUAAAUAGCUGGUGAUUACUAUAGACCUAACGUUACGAAAAUUGAGUUUGUUUUCAUAACAGACUUGUACAAAAUUAUUGUUUUUGUAAAUAGGGUUCCAUUGUCACUGCCAUUGUAUUAGUUUGGCUCAAGAUAAUUAUAAAUAUUGCUCGUGACUAUUCUAUAUCUUCAUACUUCAGACUUCAUUUCACUGGUGUUCACAAGGCUUGGAAAUCGAAAAUAAAAAGUAAGACCUGUUCGAGGUAUCUCAAUUUAUCUAUCGGAAGACUUGGGCCUGUGUUAUACCUGACAAACCGAUAUUAGCUAGUGUAACAUUCAAAAUACUAAUAGCCUAAACACAUAGUCGGAUUUGGUACGGCCGGACCAUGGGACGGUCCGGUGGUUGCUUCGCACCCAUUAGUCUGGCGUCGUAAUUAGUACGGUCCGGACGGUAAUAAUAACAAUUUUGUCCAAUUGACAAUUCAACAUACCAUCGAAUAUGGUCCGCUACCGGACUGCGUCCGAUGGUUCAGCUGUGCCAAAUACGAUCAUGUGCUUAGGCUCUUAGGAGCAUAUCCUAGCGUGGCUGACUGUUUACGAGUUAUCAAUCAAAAUAGGUUACAGUAAUAAUAGAUUUGUUUUCCUUUUUUACCUUGAUGUAUUGAAAACAGAGAACAGCACUUACGAUGUGAGUAAAAGUAAAAUUUGCAUUUUGAGAUAAAUUUAUAUGACAUGUGAGUCAGUAUAUCGAAUAUCCAUUGUGUCUGAUUUCGCAUGAGAAAAUAGACACUGCAAUGGCAAUAUAUAUAUUUAAAGCACUUAGUUGUGGGAUUUUUUCACAUGGUAUGUAUAGUAGAGGUUUUUGACUACUGUGCAAUCUUAUCCGGAAAAUUGUGUCUAUAAAAUUUGAUGGCUUAUUUUCAAAUUGGCAAAUACUAAAAAAAAUCACAGUAAAGCUGAUAAGUGAUUGAACUUAAUAAAAUACAAAUAAGUCUUCCAAAGUAUAUAUUUAGAAACAUUAAAAAUUGUUCAAUAAUAUAAAUUCAUUACAUGAGUACUUAUUUAAAUGUUUUUCAUUAAGAGAAAUGCUCUCAACAAACUACUGCACAGAAGUCAUUAGAAAUUAAAAAGACAAGAUUAUCACUACCAUUUAAUGAAUAACCAUCAAUAAUCAAAGAGGAUGUAAUUAACGUAGUAUUUAGUAAUAAGAGGUGGGACUGCCUUAGUAAAAAUUUAAAUUUAGUUAGUAUGAAACGUGCAGUGAUUUGACAUAACUUUGAAGUACAGUAUGGCGAUUGUUGACGAAGUAUAAUCCGGCUAAGUUUUGAAGCGAACAGUUGCUUAAAACGUAGUGGAUUUCGGCUAUCUCCGUAUUUUACAAGAUUAUAGCUGUCAUCUGUCAAUGACUGCACGUUUCAUACAAUCGAGUGAAUCGCUUUUUUCUUAGAGCUUCGCUAGGCUAAUCAAUGGUCAUGAGUACUAAUAGGAUUAAGAUAAUUUACAAAAUCGUCAGCGAAAUUCAAUAAGUAAUAAGUUUCUAUAAAAAUUAAUUAAUAUUAACUAUCUAUUAGAUGUAAAUAAUUGCUCAAUAUGGCAUUUGUCUUGAUAAUUAUUAAUAUUAGUUCUCCUUUGUGAAUACAUGUUUUGUAUUUUUUUUAUCAAUGUUUGAUGUGAAGUGAUAGUAGAUUUAUUAAGCUGUGCUACUUAAUAUUGAGUUGAUAUAAAUAUUUCAAAACCCCAAAAAUUAACUCAAAAUUAUAUUCUAUGAUCAUCCUUUAAAAGGCUGUUUAUUUGGCAGUAUAAGUUUUGAUCUUAGAUCGCUUUUAAGAAGAUAUUUGAAAAUUUCCUCUUUAAACACUCCAUUAAUAUUAUAUUAUUCAUUCGAAAUUGUUUUUGGCAUCAUCUAGAGCUGUAGUUAAUGCAAUAUUUUUGAGGUUAUUUUUAGAUUGAAUAACUUGACAUGACACAUUGACAAACACUCACCACGCCAUUAUCACUAGCAGCCUUACAAAUAAACUUGUUAAAAUUUUGUAUUUUAUUAAUUCCAAUGUAAAAUAAUACGCAUUGUAUGUUACAAAAUUUGAAAGAUGCCAUUGAGUGUCAAGAUGGCACGCACACAAGCAUCUAAUAGUUGCCUUAAUAAAAAAGCUAUUAUUCUUAAAUAGUGCGGUAUCUAGUUGUUGGGGCGCAGCGGAGACCAAUCCGUUAUCUAAGCCUGAGAACAAGAAUAUGCAUAAGUUUUACAAAUAGACAUUUUGCUUAUGAUUGGUUUAUUCGGACAAAUUACGUUUCCCGCGUUUAUUUGCAAGGCUGUUUGACAUUUGGAAUACUUCAGAAUUGUCAUUCUAUUGACAGUGUUAUCAGCAUAAACUUUGUAUACUAUCGUAACAGACAAACCCUGUCCUCACUACGGCGAGACUAAAUUUAAAAUGUUCAUGUGUGCUUGUUUUACAGAUGUGUUAGUGAGUUAGUGACGUGUGUUAUUUUUUGCUUUUGGUCAAUCUCCAUGGCAAAUAUAAAAUGUAAUAUUUAGUAUUUUAGUGCAUAAUAUGUUCUAUGAAGAUAAACAUCACGGAAGUAGUAUUGAAGAAUCAGUAUUUAGUAUAACCUGUGAACACACAAUCUACAAAGAACCCGACACCGUUAUAUUUUUUAUAGAUAUCCGCUAAAACACAGAACAAUAACGAUAAAAACACUAAAAUUAAAACGCGGUCCAAUUUGACAGGAGAUUAAUAGACACUAAAUUGUUUCAAAAUGGUUUCAUCUACUCCGUCUCUUUCUCACACCUAGGUUUUUAUGUAAGGAUCGUUAUCUCAGUUUCACACAGGGUUUGUGUAUUACGCUUGUAUACCAAGUUUAUUGUUGUCAGUGAUAUAGUCCCAUAUUCUUGGUUUAUUCUCAGUUAUAACUUUAUACCAAGUUUAUUUGUAAAUCCGUUACUCUUUAGUAUUAUGGAACUUUUAUUAGGAAAUACUCAUUUUUCUGUUCAUAUAUUACAAAUAUCGAGGAUAUUUCUACUUAGUACUUAGCGAAUUACUUGCGUAAUUAUAAUAUACACGUUGUGAUAUAUUUAGAUAUAAGUAUGUAUAGGAUUUAAUUUAAGUUUUACACCCGUAGAGGUUUGUUACCCUUGAUUAUUUAAAAUGAUUCUGUACACUAAAAGGUGGAAUAAUUUUUUUGAUGAUGUAAAUAGUAAUGUAUAGAACAUAAAUUUCAUUUCGAUUUUUAUCCCGUCCACCAAUAAAUGUGCCUUAUAAUGAUA
Molecule: messenger RNA, 6503 nt
Organism: Leptidea sinapis
Lineage: Eukaryota; Metazoa; Arthropoda; Insecta; Lepidoptera; Pieridae
Exons: 6
Coding region: 318-1331 (337 amino acids)
Biological process (GO): immune response
Cellular component (GO): membrane
Molecular function (GO): tumor necrosis factor receptor binding
Source: RefSeq, a predicted model, not a curated record